CUUAGUGCAUGAAAGACUUUUGUUCCAAAUCACAGUUAAACUGUCUAAGAAUAUCUUUUACAACUUGUAGUUUAUGUGGUGCUCCUUGCAUGUUGAAUUCUUCACUCGAACCAAUCCGUCUCCUCAACAUCACUCUGAUUUCUUAACCCAUAAAUUUUCAGAAACAAAGGUAGUAACACAAAGUGGAUCAACUACCCUUGACCUUGAAUUAGUGGCUUAUGUGCUUUGUCCAACAUUAUGAGCUGAAGAUCUUCUGGAAUCGGUGUCAAAAAGGAAUCUUUGAAAAUGGAACAAAGCUGAAUUGUUUGUUCAUCAGCUAUAAGACUGCCUGAUAACCUUUUUACAAGAUGGAAGACUUCAAGAAGGCAACAGUUUUCAUCUUUCAAAAAUUCUACAAUCGAGUCCUCCCUCACCAUUACAAAGAUAAGCAAAAAGCCUCAACGAUUUUUCUCUAAGUGUUUUUUUCGGAGUGGAACCACCUGACUUGGUAAAGAAAUCAGCAAGAGAGGAUUGUACAAUGGGGCAUUAUUAUUACCACAUCUUGUUCCUAGGAUUUACUCUUCUACAAUCUUACAGUGUCUCAGGAUAUGGGCCCAACCAAAGGGCACAGAAAAAGGGAGACAUUAUAUUAGGAGGCCUUUUCCCAAUACACUUCGGAGUGUCUGUAAAGGAUCAAGACUUAAAAUCUAGACCAGAGGCAACUAAAUGUAUUAGGUACAACUUUAGGGGAUUCCGGUGGUUGCAGGCAAUGAUAUUUGCAAUUGAGGAGAUCAACAAUAGCAUGAAAUUUCUUCCAAAUAUCACUCUCGGAUACAGGAUAUUUGAUACAUGCAACACAGUGUCUAAAGGCCUGGAAGCAACUCUGAGUUUUGUAGCCCAGAAUAAAAUCGACUCGCUGAACUUGGACGAGUUUUGUAACUGCUCUGAUCACAUCCCAUCAACGAUAGCAGUUGUGGGGGCAACAGGAUCUGGAAUUUCAGCUGCAGUCGCCAAUCUGCUGGGGUUAUUUCACAUUCCACAGGUCAGCUAUGCCUCCUCAAGCAGGCUCUUAAGCAACAAGAAUGAGUACAAGGCUUUUCUUCGCACAAUCCCCAAUGAUGGGCAGCAGGCUACUGCAAUGGCUGAAAUUAUUGAGCAUUUUCAGUGGAAUUGGGUAGGCACUUUGGCAGCUGAUGACGAUUAUGGGCGUCCAGGGAUAGAUAAGUUUCGGGAAGAAGCUGAAGAACGGGACAUCUGCAUAGAUUUCAGUGAGAUGAUUUCUCAGUAUUAUACCCAGAAACAGGUGGAACAGCUUGCAGAUAUCAUUCAGAAUUCCUCAGCCAAAGUGAUUGUUGUCUUCUCAAAUGGCCCUGACUUGGAACCACUGAUACAAGAGAUAGUUCGCCGAAACAUCACUGGUAGAAUAUGGCUGGCAAGUGAAGCAUGGGCAAGUUCCUCAUUGAUAGCCAAGCCAGAAUAUUUCCAUGUUGUUGGUGGAACCAUUGGAAUUGCCCUCCCAGCAGGCCGCAUCCCAGGAUUCAAUGAGUUUUUAAAAAGAGUCCAUCCCAGCAGAUCGUCGGACAAUGGAUUUGUCAAGGAAUUUUGGGAAGAAACAUUCAAUUGUUAUUUCACUGACGAAUCCCUAACACAGCUAAAAAAUUCAAAAACACCAACCCAUGGAUUAGCAAUGCAGGAUGGCAAUGUUAAAGUGCAACAUUCCACAAGAACAAGAUCAAGACUUCCAUGCACUGGAGAAGAGAAUAUCACGAGUGUGGAAACUCCUUAUCUGGAUUAUACUCACCUACGUAUUUCGUAUAAUGUAUAUGUCGCAGUAUAUUCAAUUGCUCAUGCUCUGCAGGACAUCUAUGACUGCAAACCAGGCAAGGGUAUUUUUGCAAACGGAUCAUGUCCUGAUAUAAAGAAAGUUGAAGCAUGGCAGGUUCUCAACCAUCUGCUGCAUUUGAAGUUUACAAACAGCAUGGGUGAACAGGUUGACUUUGAUGAUCAAGGUGACCUUAAAGGAAAUUAUACCAUUAUCAAUUGGCAGUUGUCCCCUGAAGAUGAAUCUGUAGUGUUUCAAGAAGUUGGCAACUACAAUGCAGAUGCUAAACCAAGUGACAGACUCAACAUAAAUGACAAGAAAAUCUUGUGGAGUGGCUUCUCAAAAGUGGUGCCUUUUUCAAACUGCAGUCGUGAUUGUGUGCCUGGAACCAGGAAGGGAAUAAUUGAAGGGGAGCCUACCUGCUGUUUUGAGUGUGUAGCAUGCGCAGAAGGGGAGUUUAGUGAUGAAAGUGACGCAAGUGCAUGUACAAAAUGUCCCAAUGAUUUCUGGUCAAAUGAGAAUCAUACGUCAUGCAUAGCCAAGGAGAUUGAAUACCUGUCAUGGAUUGAACCUUUUGGAAUUGCCCUGACAAUAUUUGCCAUUCUGGGAAUAGUGAUGACUUCCUUUGUUUUGGGAGUAUUCAUUAAGUUCAGAAAUACACCUAUUGUGAAAGCUACUAACAGAGAACUCUCCUAUCUCCUCCUCUUUUCCUUAAUCUGUUGUUUCUCCAGCUCAUUGAUCUUUAUUGGAGAACCUAAGGAUUGGACCUGUAGAUUGCGUCAACCUGCAUUUGGGAUUAGUUUUGUGCUGUGUAUUUCUUGCAUUCUGGUGAAAACGAAUCGCGUAUUAUUAGUCUUUGAGGCCAAGAUCCCAACCAGCCUCCAUCGAAAGUGGGUGGGCCUCAAUUUGCAAUUCUUACUUGUUUUCCUCUGUAUUCUAGUGCAAAUAGUUACUUGUGUUAUCUGGCUUUACACAGCACCCCCUUCAAGCUACAGAAAUCAUGAACUAGAAGAUGAAAUCAUUUUUAUUAUGUGUGAUGAAGGCUCCUUAAUGGCACUUGGUUUUCUCAUUGGUUACACGUGCCUCCUUGCUGCCAUUUGCUUCUUUUUCGCCUUUAAGUCUCGCAAACUCCCAGAGAACUUCAAUGAGGCCAAGUUCAUUACCUUCAGUAUGCUGAUAUUUUUCAUAGUCUGGAUCUCAUUCAUUCCUGCUUAUGUCAGCACUUACGGGAAAUUUGUUUCAGCUGUAGAAGUCAUUGCUAUUCUUGCAUCAAGUUUUGGGUUACUUGGAUGCAUUUAUUUUAACAAAUGCUACAUAAUUUUGUUUAAACCGUCGAGAAAUACAAUUGAAGAAGUGAGAUGCAGUACAGCUGCCCAUGCUUUUAAAGUGGCAGCAAAGGCAACUUUGCGGCGUAGCAACCUGUCUCGUAAAAGAUCUAACAGUGUUGGUGGUUCAACUGUCUCCUCUCCAACAUCUUCAAUCUGUAGUCAAAGCGCCCAUGAUGAGAGAAUCACCAUGGAAAUGCAGAGAUGCAGCAAGCAGAAGGUCAGUUUUGGCAGUGGAACUGUCACUUUAUCCCUGAGCUUUGAGGAAACUGGAAGGUACGCAACUGUUAGCAGGAACAUGAGGCAGAGAAACUCAAUGGAAGCCAAAUACAGCGAUGACUUUUUGACAAAGCAUAAUGUUUUGAUCCCUCUUCAGAACUGUGAGACAGGAAAUGAUACAUGGUGCAAGACAAUGGGAAACAAUGGAUCAGGAACUCUUGAGUCAUUGGAUGGUAGCAAAGAACAUGCUAAACAUACUGAAGAAAUAUCUUCCAACACUUCAAUAAAUUCAAGAAACCUUGUUGAUGGCACCAUUGUAGAUAAUGCUAUAAAUUCUUAACAAUGUAGUAUUUUCAGAUCGUUCCAAUGUUUGUGUGAAUUGUGGUGCAAAAAGAAUUAUGCUUUUCUGGUUUGCACCAAAAAUGAAAAUUCAAAAAUUUUCCUAGAAAACUGACUAAGCAGCAAUUCAGAACAUUCAGGUGUUGUUGAAACUGAGAGGUAUAUUAGGACAGCACUUUUGUCAUGGCAGGCCAAUUCCUGGAUUUUCCAUAACAAUGAUAUACACAUUUCAAAGCUUGCAUUUGGAUUUUUUCAGUAACGCUUCAGAAGAAGUUGCAGAGAGAGGAACAGAAAGAAAACAAUCAUAUAAAAAAGAAUGGCCUGUGGAUCCACAAUUUAACAACUUUAUUCUUUCAAAGCUUGCCAUAUAACAGAGACUACAAAGAGCCAUGCAUACUGGAAUGGUCAUUAAAGUUGUGAUUGUGUAAACUUCUGUAUAUUUGCAAGAUGAUAUAUUGGGUCAUACAUUUAAAGAAAUCCAAAUAAUUAAACAUUGAGCACCGAAAAUACAAAUGAUCUUUUGAUAUCCUUCAAGAAAAAUUAUGCUGUUACAAAAAUGCAUUGCACCUAUGCUAUACCACUACUGCAGGUUGUUUAUUUAGCAUUAUCAUGACAGCUAUGCUAUGGAAAUGCUACAGCAGUGUUAAAGUUCAUCUGAAGUGAGGUCCAUUGUUUUAACAGAAAUAUGACUCAGGAAGCAAAACAAUGUCACCGGUUGGUAAUGGGUUAUCAAAUUAUGUUUCCAUGGUUAUUGUUCUCAUGUUACACCUAUCAAUUCAUUUGUAUUCAGUGUUACAGCAUGGAUAUUGUUGAAAGAGCAGGAAGUGACAAAUUUGAUGUUGGUUAUUAGGAAUUUGAGUGAUGAAGAGAAGCCAGAGAGGUUGGGCUUGUUUCCUUUAUAAAAAAAGCAAAUUUUAUAAGAUCAAAUUGAAGUCUUCAAAAUUACGAAGAGAAAUGGUGAAGGGAAUCUUUUACAAGAUGGUACAAAUAAAAUAAUUAAGAAUGUAGAAUUGAAAAGAAAGAAACUUUUUCAUUUUCAAGGUAAUAUAGUUGUGGAUUAAGUUACUAAGGGAGAUCAUUGAAGAGGACAGCAUAAAUUGUUCGAGAAGCAAUAAGAUGUGUUUCUGGAGAGAGAAAGGACUCAAAAACUUGUCUGAGUUUUUAAAGAACUACCCAAAAAGAUUGAGGGCAGAGCAGUGUUUAUUUGGACUAUAGUAAAGCAUUCAACAAGGUUCCACAUGGUAGACUAAUUAAUAAAGUUAGAUGACAUGGGAUUCAGGGUGAGCUUGCUAAUUGGAGACAAAAUUGGCUUUAUGGUAGGAGAGAGAAGGUGGUGGAGGAAGAUGGUUUUUCAGAUUGGAAGUCUGUAAACAGUGGUGUUUCACAAGGAUUGGCACUUUUGUUUCUCAUUUAUAUAAAUGAUUUGGUUGAGAAUAAAGGAGGUUAGUAAGUUGCAGAUUAUAUCAAAAUUGGUGGUAUAGUGGACAGUGAAGAAGGUUGCCAAAGAUUACAAAAAGAUCUUGAUUAACUGGGUCAAUGGAAUGAAGAGUGGCAGAUGGAGUUUAAUUUGGAUAAAUGUGAAGUAUUGUAAUUUGGUAGCACUAAUAAGGACAGGACUUAUGUUAUUAAUGGUAGGGCCUUGGGUAGUGUAGAGAGACCUAGGACUCAGGUACGUAAGAAGGUUAUUAGCAUGCUUGCCUUCAUUUCUCAGACCUUUGACUACAGGAGUCGGGACGCCAUAUUGAGGUUGUUCAGGACAUUGCUAAGGCGUCUACUAUAGAAUUGAGUGUGCAGAUCUGGUCGUUAUACGGAGGAUAUUACUAAACUGCAGAGGGUUCAGAAAAAAUUUACUGGUAUGUUGCUGGGAUGAACAGUUUGAGAUAUAAAAAUAGGUUGGAAAGCCUAGGCUUGUUUCCACUGGAGCAUAGGAGGUUGAGGGGUGGUCUUAUAAAAUCAUGAGGGACAUAGAUAUGGUGAAUGACAAGGGUGUCUUCUGUAGGGUGGGGGAGUUCAAAACUAGGAGGUGUAUUUUUAAGGUGAGAGGAGAAAGAUUUAAAAAGGACACGAGGGACAACUUUUUUAUCACAGAGAAUGAAUGGCCAGGGAAAGUGGUGGAUGCAGGUACAGUUACAAUGUUUAAAAGACAUUUGGAUAAGUUCAUGAACAGGAAAGGUUUGGAGGGUUAUGGGCUAAGUGCAGGCUGGUGGGACCAAUUUAGUUUGGGAACAUGGUUGGCAUGGGCUGGUUGGUCUAUAAGGCUGUUUCCAUGCUGUGUGACUCUAUGGCUGCAAUUCACACUGACAGAUGAUAUUUGAUAUCUCAAAAAGAAUUAGCUUUGGAAUUGAUGGCCAUAUUCAGUCUCUAAAAAAAUUGAAAAUCUUUAUUUGAAGUGCAAUAUUACUUUAGUUUGCUACACUAGCAUAGUCCUGCAACAUGUAUCAAAUUAUUUUUAAGUUACUGUAUGAAAGUCAAUGCUGUUUUAACCUAUGAGUGCAAAGACAGAUUUGUGAUCCUGUGAUAUUCUAAUAGUGUUGAUAGCAAAAAAACUCAUAUUAAAAAUAUAAAGUCAGCUGUUGUAAAGUCAAGAAAGGAAGACGGAACAUAAAAGAAGAGUAAGAUGUAAAGAGAGCCUAGGAAGGAAAUUUCAUGGCAACGUAAAAUAAGAGUAGUAAAAAUGUAUGAACAAUUUCUUGUCUGUUCUGUAGAUUAUUUUAAUGCCUGACAGUAAUUUGCUAGAGGUGAGUUAAUAUUGGAGCAAAAAUAAUGAGAAGAUACUUGGUACAAUAAAACAGCCUUGUAUAAACAUAAUUGUCAUUGAGAUAGGGUUAGUGUGGUUCCAUUGGUGAGGAGUACAGCUUGUGUACAUUAUGGCGUAGAUGGAGGACGAAUUAUGACUAAUUUCUGACGGCAGUAAAGUCUGAGGAGGUGACUCCAAAAGUCUCCGUACUUGACAGAGUCAAGGGCUUGUGUGAGGUUGAAAAAGGCCAUAAAUAUAGCUGGUUGGUCUGGAGACCAGGACUGCCUAUUGCAGGUGCUUCAAAGUAGAGGGGAAGUACAAUUACUUGUGCCUUUGCAGGAUCCUCCAAGUCUAAAAGUGAACAAGCAGCAAAGUCCUCUCCCAAGCCAACAUGCCCACUAUAGAAGCAUUAAUCACUUUGAACUAGCUGUGCUGGCAGGGACGUCAGACUCCCAAAGCAACUGCUCCACUUAGGACUCAGUCGUGGUAGGACACUUUGAGGAGGACAGCAGAAAUGUUUCAGAGUUUUCUUCAAAACAUAUCUGAAGGGGUUAAACAUAUCCAUUGACUCAUGAGAUUUAUCAAAAUGGGGAAAGUUCAUUCAGGAAAGCACUGAAUAUGUCAACAAAUGUCAUUGGGAAUGUGCCGCGGCAAAGUUGAGGCAUCAACAGGAGCAGACAAACCUCCAAACAACCUAUCUACUCGACCCUUCCAUUCUAUCUGCCCUGUGCUUGGCAGAGUCUGCAUAUCAGGUAUUGGAUUUAUCAGCCAUCCCAGAACCCAUCAAACUAGUAUGGAAGAAAGACGGGACUGAUGAGAUGAUAAAAAGUUGUUUGUGAUUCAGUGAGAUUGAAAUAAAAAUAAUGUGGAACAGAAGAGCAGCUAAUGAUAGUGGUGACUUAAAAGGCUGAGCACUGCAAUGGCAAUUAUGUUGUUCCAUCAAUGCAAGUCUGAUAUCGAAGUAAUGUGACGUCAUUCUGACAAUAGUAAUGGUAUAAUGUGAGAAUGAUAAAACAGCAAUGGAGGGGUAUGGAAUAGUUGGCAUUUGUAAGAUUAAUGAGGCAACAGUAACACAUAAUGUAAAAUUAAAAUUGUCCUAUCACUUUCACCUAGAGUUAAUAUGACAUGAAAUGUCUGUUUUUUUAAUGCUUCUGAAGAUUGACAAUUUCAGAUCUGCAAGGUGUGACAGGAUAAGUAACCGAAUUGAUGUCACAAUGAGACAAGCUGACUUAGUAGGUGAAACAAAGAGCCAAUCAACUGAAAUACAUUUACCCUAUAUAAUUGGAUGAUGUUUGUUAUAACUACAUGGCCAGAUAGUGAAACUGUGGCUCUUCCAUUAUCAGGUUAGCCAGAGGAAAAGUAGACAUUGAGAAUUUAGAGCCAUGUGAAGCUGUAACCAAGAUUGGCAGCUGGAACAAUUUCUUUUCAUUUAUAUUUGAAACUUCAAGGAACUGUAACA
Molecule: messenger RNA, 7880 nt
Organism: Stegostoma tigrinum
Lineage: Eukaryota; Metazoa; Chordata; Chondrichthyes; Orectolobiformes; Stegostomatidae
Gene: casr
Product: calcium-sensing receptor
Exons: 7
Coding region: 518-3685 (1055 amino acids)
Biological process (GO): intracellular calcium ion homeostasis; regulation of calcium ion transport; G protein-coupled receptor signaling pathway
Cellular component (GO): membrane
Molecular function (GO): calcium ion binding; G protein-coupled receptor activity
Source: RefSeq, a predicted model, not a curated record